Mycena indigotica is the source of this 843-nucleotide messenger RNA. RefSeq lists its product as uncharacterized. The coding region runs from base 82 to 843 and encodes 253 amino acids. Lineage: Eukaryota; Fungi; Basidiomycota; Agaricomycetes; Agaricales; Mycenaceae. Gene Ontology annotation, molecular function: beta-phosphoglucomutase activity; sugar-phosphatase activity. The record is from RefSeq and is a predicted model, not a curated record. The transcript has 6 exons.
CGACGCAUACCCAUCACAUCGGAUUUUCGCUCCGAACCUGAAACCUCUUUUUGCUUUUACCCGUCAUCUGGGUUGAGGAACAUGCCCUCCACGACGUUCACCGUUGACUGCAUCCUCUUUGAUAUGGACGGCACCCUCGUCAACAGCACGGCGGGUGUGGAGGGUGCUUGGGACCUCUUUAAGCAGACAUACCCCAACAUCGAUGUCGAAGAUAUCCUCAGCUCCUCUCAUGGGGUCCGUACAAUUGACAACCUCCGAAAACACUGUGGUAUCACCGAUGCGGAUGAGCUAGAGCGCGAGGCUGAACGGUUCGAGAAAGCGAUUGUCACCACUUCAACUGAGAAUGGUCGGGCGGGGAUUGUCCUUCUUCCCGGCGUCAAGGCUGCCUUCGAACAGGCACGUUCCCUCUGGGCUCGCUUUUUUCUUUCCGCCGACGAUUUACCGCAGAUCGGGUCCGCUCAUGCCCUCCCCCAUCCACGCUGGGCGAUAUGCACUUCCGCAACGCGUGAUUACGCUUCUUCAGCAGUCAGACUUGCAGGCGUACCGGUCCCUGACGUAUUUGUCGUGGCCGAGGACGUCGUAAACGGCAAACCACACCCCGACCCUUACCUUCUUGGAGCUACCAAAUGCGGCGUCAAACCUGAGAAUUGUGUUGUAUUCGAAGACGCACCGGCCGGUGUGCGAAGUGGACAGGCUGCGGGCUGCAAGACGAUUGGGUUCCUCACAACACAUCCGCGCAGCCAGAUGGAGGCCGUGAAGCCAGACUUCCUCGUGCAAAACAUGUCUAAUAUCUCGUUCAAACUUUUAGAGACGGGUGUCGAAAUAACGGUGAAUGUAGAGUAG